Molecule: messenger RNA, 733 nt
Organism: Penicillium verrucosum
Lineage: Eukaryota; Fungi; Ascomycota; Eurotiomycetes; Eurotiales; Aspergillaceae
Product: kinetochore subunit FTA4 family protein
Exons: 4
Coding region: 1-708 (235 amino acids)
Cellular component (GO): Mis6-Sim4 complex
Source: RefSeq, a predicted model, not a curated record
AUGGAUUCAACUCGAACUAUAUCUGAGUUGAAAUCUGCAUUUAUCUGGAGCCAAGUCCGCAUCUUCUCUGAGAGCCUCGAUUUACCCGAAGACUGGCGAAACUAUGCUGCUGAAACCACCGAAGGUGAUCUAAGUGACAAGGUGAUCGAAGAUGUUCUACACAAAGUAAAUGCAGCUGCUAAGCAGCACAAUCGUGUUGUUUAUUCCUCCCAAGCGAUACACCAUGUCGCCCAACAGAUCGCAAACCUGUACUGGUCAUCGGUUAGCCAAGAGGCACGAAGUCGGGAUGCCUUUGCUCGAGGUAUCGAAAAAACAACAGAUUUAUCAAGGGAAAUCAACAUCACAAAGAUGCCUGUCACCUUGGAAAGCCAGGAAGCAAGCGAAGAAGAGCAUACAAGAUACCGGGAGCUCCGUGAGCGGCUCGCGAGUCUCGACAGUCAACGGCAGCAACGGCAACGGCGCCUUGAUCAGUUACAACAUCUUCGACGAUUAGUCGAGCCAUUCAAGGAUCCCCAAAAUGACAUUCAACCCAAUCUUAUUACGAAGGAUGGAGAACUUGUUCAAGAAUUGGAGAAAAUGCGCAUGCUCGUAGCUAGAGUUGGAGGCCGGAUUGCACAACAGAAAAGAAGCAGCGGUGUCCUUGAAAAUUAUGAUUACUCACUUCCAGGCUCUGGUGAGAGAUUGGAAGCCCUGUUGGAUAUGCCUUGACGAAACCAAAAUACCCCAUGCCCAC